Molecule: messenger RNA, 496 nt
Organism: Anneissia japonica
Lineage: Eukaryota; Metazoa; Echinodermata; Crinoidea; Comatulida; Comatulidae
Exons: 3
Coding region: 29-421 (130 amino acids)
Source: RefSeq, a predicted model, not a curated record
CUCACACAAAUAAUUUUCGUACUUAAAUAUGAACUUAAAUAAUGUUUAUACUCAUUUAAACAUGGAUCUCUUGUUUGCAGUACACUUAUCUACACAGUUCUUAAAAGUAUUCUUGUACCCUAGAGUCACCAUCCGGCUAAGUUUGUUUGUAACCUUGGCAAUUGCAACAGGGUCUAGAGAAGUCAAUGAACUGAGAUGUCACGUGCUUAGGAAUGGCGAAGAGUGUCCUAUGAACUAUGAACGGUCAAAGAAAAUGUGCUGCACCAACUUGAAAGAUCACACAGAUCAAGUUUGGAAUAAUUUCGGAAUCAAGCAACAAGUAAACAUCUGCAAAGCUGGAGUCGACAUCGCCAUCCUCAGUAACCACAACAAACAUUCAAUUUUUCAUGUUGCUUCGAACAACACAGGAGAGAGUGAGUAGAAAAUCAAAACUACCAUCAAUAAUACUCUAUGAACUUUCUAUGAUAUGUGAUGGGAAUGCACGAAGGGGAAGCCA